Messenger RNA from Psilocybe cubensis, 771 nucleotides. RefSeq lists its product as uncharacterized. Lineage: Eukaryota; Fungi; Basidiomycota; Agaricomycetes; Agaricales; Agrocybaceae. The record is from RefSeq and is a predicted model, not a curated record. The transcript is spliced from 3 exons. Bases 1 to 771 code for a protein of 256 amino acids.
AUGCUUGAAGUUCAGACAGGUCCAGCUAUGGAGAUAGUACAACCCUGUGCACCCGUUAUCCUCAAGCCCGAUGGCGUAGGUAAACCCAUCGACUCUCCAAAACCAAAGAAGCACAAGAGGUUUUACAUGCCAGAGGGGGACAUCAUUAUACAGGUUGAAAACACCUUGUUCCGACUCAAACUUGCUGUCCUCCAUGAACACUCGCCGGUGUUGCGAAGUACAAUUACACCUUUACAAUCUGGAAGGGCCUUGCCUAUUGUAGGCUACAACAACAAGCGUCCCCUCAUUCUCCACCAAAUAACUGAAAUUGAUUUUGUCCGGCUUUGUUCCAUCCUUUUCCCGUCGCCUGAUAAACCAGCCAAGAUAUUCCACACCGUCGAUGCACUACUUUCGGUGCUCAGAGUCGCCACCAGCUUCCAAAUGGAGCGCGUCCGCAAUAUUGCGACUGACCAGCUCGACGACCUGCCUAUCGACCCAAUACGGAAAAUAGCUAUCUGGGAAGAAUUCCACCUUGACCCCGACCUCUUGCUUUCAGCAUUUGCAACAUUAUGCCAACGUUCUGAGCCUCUCACUUUACCCAUGACGAUGAGUCUCGGUAUUCGUAAUUUCACGAAAGUAGCGGCAUCGAGGGAUCUUUAUAGGCAAAGAGUUGGUUGCUGUGGUUGUCGGACAAGUUUGAGUAGUCAAGAAAGUCAGUCAAUCGCAAACGAGAUUGUCUCUGCCAUUUUUGUCAAACAGCCACCUAGACGGUUAGACAAAUCGCUGCUUUAA